This is a messenger RNA of Arabis nemorensis, 669 nucleotides long. Lineage: Eukaryota; Viridiplantae; Streptophyta; Magnoliopsida; Brassicales; Brassicaceae. The record is from the annotation of a GenBank genome assembly.
AUGGCGUCUUCUUCUCUAUCAACCCUUUGCAGCUCCACUUCGUCUUCUCUGCAUCCCAACUCUAAGCUCUCACAUUCUCUUUCUUCUAAAUUAUCCUCCAAAGCAAAUGUCUCCGUCCAGUUUCUGGGAAAGAAACAGUCCCCACUUCUCUCCUCAACACCGAGAUUCCUCACAGUUAUCGCCAUGGCUCCUCCCAAACCCGGAGGCAAAGCCAAAAAAGUUGUUGGGGUUAUAAAACUUGCUUUAGAAGCCGGAAAAGCAACUCCGGCACCACCGGUUGGUCCGGCGCUUGGUUCGAAAGGAGUCAACAUUAUGGCUUUUUGCAAGGAUUACAAUGCUCGAACCGCUGAUAAAGCCGGUUAUAUCAUCCCCGUUGAAAUCACCGUCUUCGAUGAUAAAAGCUUUACCUUUAUCCUCAAGACCCCACCUGCUUCGGUUUUGUUGCUUAAGGCUGCAGGUGUUGAAAAGGGAUCGAAAGAUCCGAAGCAAGAUAAAGUUGGGGUGAUAACAAUAGACCAACUGCGCACAAUUGCGGCAGAGAAGCUGCCCGAUCUGAAUUGUACGACAAUUGAAUCCGCUAUGAGAAUCAUUGCAGGAACUGCAGCUAACAUGGGGAUAGACAUUGACCCUCCUGUUCUUGAACCUAAAGUGAAAGCAGCUUUGUUGUAA